Molecule: messenger RNA, 2801 nt
Organism: Chenopodium quinoa (quinoa)
Lineage: Eukaryota; Viridiplantae; Streptophyta; Magnoliopsida; Caryophyllales; Amaranthaceae
Exons: 2
Coding region: 1746-2522 (258 amino acids)
Source: RefSeq, a predicted model, not a curated record
AAUGAUAAUAGAUUUUUACCAAAUAUAGAAAUAUUGCCAUUAUUAUGAAACAAACCUAAAAAGAAAAUGUUGUGAUUAUUAUAAAACGAAGGUAUGAAGUUCAAUUUUUUUUAUUUUUUUUUAUUUUUUUUAUUUGGAAAAUUUUACAUGGUGCGCGUCAAGGUUUCAAUUUUUCUACGUGGAAGACGAAUUUGUUUCCAACUUUCUUAAGUGACACCCAAAUUUUGAAAAAUCAAGCAUAGUGGCCUUUUCUAAGUUUAAUGGCUAACUUUUUUUUUUAUUUUUUGGUUAAAAACCACCACUCAACCAUCCACCUAGCCACCAGCGAACUACACUGCUGCCUGUUGUCGGCGCUCCCAGAUCUCUUCCCCCGGUGCCAUCUUGACCUCCCUCUCUUCCCCUUCCCUAACCACUGUAACCUGACCCUAACUAGGCGAAUCUCGUAACCAAAAGUCCCAACCUCCACCCUUCGAAAAACCCAAUAAUUCGUUGGAAAAAUCCGGUCGCCCCUCCUUUACACCUCGAUAAGGUCGAAGUUAUGGGUUUGUGUGUGUGGGGAGGGGCAACCGGAAUUUUCCAUCUUCUUUUUGGGGUUUUUGAUUGAUGGGUGUUAGGAUUACGAAAUUGGUUAGGGAAAGGGAAGGGAGGGAGGUCGGGGAGGUGCCGACGCCGAGGGAGAGGGUUUUGGGUGCGCCGGCGCGGGGGAGGGGGUUGUGGCGCGUCAAGGGCAGUGAGUACAUCAGGUGUCGGCUACCGUGGGUGGCUUUGCUGGUGGUAUUCUUUCUUUCUUUCUUUUUUUUUUUAAAAAUUUUUAAUUUUUAAAUUUUUUUUAAUUUUAACCAAAAACUAUAAAAGUUAGCCAAAAAAUCAAAAAAUGGGCACAAUGAUUAAUUUUUAAAAACCUUGAUGCCACUUAAGAUAGUUGGAAAUAUAAAAAAGUUCUUCCACCUAGAAAAAUGAAAUCCUUAAACCUACCAUGUAUAAUUUUCCUUUUUAUUAUUUUUUUUUUAAAAACAAUAUAUCCCAUAAAAUAAACCAUUUAUAAAAAGUACAGUAAAAUAAAAUAAAGUGUACUCUUUACUUGCAAAUGUCAUCACAGUUUAGAUUCUACUCAACUAAAUUUUCACUACCAUGCGCCCCAUGUCUUUCCCCUCUCUCCGCCCAACCUCACCACAAAUCUCAACCCCCCAACUUUACAAAAAAAUUGACUCAUAUUUUUUUCCUUUUUCACCGGAAAAAAAUCACUCAUUCUAAGAAAAAAAACAAAAAUAACUAAACCAUCCCUAAAAAAAAAAAAAAAAUUAAUUAAUUCUCUGAAUUUUAUUUUGGGUAAUCUAAAAUGAAAUCAAGUUGGGAAUUUAUCACAAAAUCACGUGCGGAUCGGUGCAAUUAAUGCUAAUAUAUCCUUAUUUUUUCUUUAUUUAGCUUUUUAUAUGAGAGAUUGUUAUAUAUUCCUAGGUGUACCGUACACCGACUAACCCUAAGGUUGAUUUUUGUUUUUAAUUUGAUGAUUAGUUAAAAAAACAAUCAUCAAAAUGAGAACAAAAUAUUUAUGGGUAUACGGUGCAACCGGGUGUAUAUAACAAAUUCCACUUAUACACGGAGUCACAGAGUAUAUAUUUAUCAUUUUCCUUUUAUUUUUAUUAAAUUUUCUUUAAAAAAAAAACCACCUUCCUUGUGAAUAAUCUCACCCCAAAAAAGCCACUACCUUGACCCAUCACCCCACCUCCAUUUGUUACACUAACAUGCGCCAUCACCCUCCUCACCUUCACCCCAACCCACACCCCAUUUUCUCUCUGCUCACUUCCAUCCCCACCACCAUUACAACCAUGCCUCCUUCUUCCUCCUCUUCUCCUCUAUCCAAACCCCGCAAACCAUCUUCCUCUUCCUCCACCUCCUCCGCCGUCAACCACCACUCCUCCACCCUCUUCUGCCGGCACCACUCCCCCUCCGCCACCGCCACCCUCGAUCUCCUCAUCCUCAUCCUCGUCCUCUUCUCCGGCACCUUCCUCCUCACUUCCUACUUCUCCUACAUCUUUAACUCCCUUUCUCUCCUCCUUCCUCCCCUCUUCAUCUCCCACUCUUCUCUCCUCCACCAAUUCCCCCUCAUUUACCUUCUGGGUUUUCUCCUUUCUUUCGCACUCGUUGCUGUUUCCUUCGAGAUUUGCUGUUGCGGGGGAUUUGGGUUUGGGUUUCGAUCUCGCAAAUGUCAUAACCCUAAGUGUAAAGGGUUGAAGAAGGCUCUGGAAUUUGAUUUGCAGUUGCAGACUGAGGAUUGCUUGAAAUCGGGGACGAAUGAUAUUGAUAAAUUGCCGUGGAAAGGUGGGACUGAGUCUAAUCCUGAUUAUGAGUGUCUUAGAGCUGAGUUGAGGAAGAUGGCACCGCCUAAUGGUCGUGCUGUUCUUCUUUUUCGUGCUAAAUGUGGGUGCCCGAUUGCCAAAUUGAUCGGUUGGGGACCUAAGAAAGGACGGAAGCAUAAAAAGGCUUUAUCUAAUUUAACAGCCAAUGGAGAUCAGCACUGAUGGCUCGUAAGAUGGCUGUGGCCUGUGGCUGUGCUGAUACAUAGUUGAUAUAAUCCUUUCGUGCUACUAAAUCAGCUGAUUUGCCAUUUCCAUGGAAGUUGGAUGUUGGAGGACCAAACAUCUAAUUGAAACUGGCAGAGGGCAGCCUUCCAUCUGAAAUGCAUUUACUGUAUGAAUGUCAUUAUGUAGAACUGAAAGGAUAAAAUACUGUUUAAAAUUCAUUAUGUUAUUAUGGAUUGUUAAAUAUCAAUUUAAUGCCGAUAAAUAAUUGAAAAAUUA